UCAAUUUUUGUCCUUCUUAGAUGUGAACGAGUGUGAGCUGCUGAGCAGUGUGUGUGGCGAAGCAAAGUGCAUGAACAUGGAUGGGUCCUUCAUCUGUGUAUGUCCUGAGGGCCAGGACUACAAUGUCAUGAUUGCCAAGUGUGAGCCCUCUCAAACAGGGCCUUCUGUAGAGCGGAAAGAUUGUUACUACCAUCUGAGCGAUGAGAACCUGUGUGAGAGUGUGCUGAGCAGCCAUCUCACUCUACAGGAGUGCUGCUGCACUCUGGGAGCUGGCUGGGGGGACAACUGUGAGGUAUACCCAUGUCCAGUUAAUGGUACAGACCAGUUCAGCCAAAUGUGUCCAUCUGGAAGAGGUUUUAUUCCCAACGAAGACUUGUUAAAUGGAAUAACCUUCUCAAACAGUUACACAGAUGCAGAUGAAUGCAUGCUGUUUGAUAAGGAGGUGUGUAAAGGAGGCUACUGCGGGAAUACGGAGGGAAGCUAUGAGUGUUACUGUGCGAGUGGACACUACUACGACCCAAUCAAGCUGGAGUGCACAGAUGUCAAUGAGUGUUUGGAUGAGUCCAUUUGCGGUGGAGAGUGUCUGAACACAGAUGGCUCAUACAUUUGCUUCUGUAAACAUCCCAUGGUGCUGGACCCAAACAGUGGCCGCUGUGUUGUGCUUCCCCAGUUGGCUGAGCAACAGGAGAUGGAGCUGGAAGACUAUCAAGGGAUCUGCUGGCAGACAGUCACAGAAACCAAGACAUGCACACGGCCUCUGGGGCCCAACAGAAAGACAACCUUCACUGAGUGCUGCUGUCGGUUCGGAGAGGGCUGGGGAAUGGACUGUGCUUUGUGUCCUGCCCGACACUCAGAGGAUUAUGCAUCCAUGUGUAACAUUCGAUUGGUGGGGAGGCUGCAGCCAUACGGUCACGAUGCUCUUGUUGCUGGUCCAGUCCAUGAAUAUGAAGUGAGCCCAGACUACUUGCCGUCACCUGAUGAACAGCAUGUCCCAAACUUUGAUGAAAGUGAAGAGUAUCGCUACAGUGCAUUUGAGGGCCUGCAAGCUGAGGAAUGUGGCAUCCUGAAUGGCUGCGAGAAUGGUCGGUGCGUCCGGGUUCAGGAGGGUUACACCUGUGACUGCUUUGCAGGAUACACCCUUGACAUGUCGCGCAUGGCCUGUGUUGAUGUGAACGAGUGCUCAGAGCUGAACACCCAGAUGCUGCUGUGUAAAAAUGGAAAAUGCAUCAACACAGUUGGCUCCUAUCAGUGCGAGUGUCUGCCGGGCUACAGGGUUUCUGACAAACUCAAUUACUGUGUGAAGGUGGACAAACAGCAAACAUCUACACACACUCAGUGAGAAGAAGCAGAGACCACUAAAACCUCAUGUACAAGCUCAUAACUUCCAUACUUAAGAGGACGUCCGCUGAGUAGAUGAAAAGUUCUCAGCUGCAACCAAAUUCUACAUGUCCUCAAGCACAACUGAACAUCAGCACUGAGCAGGACGAACAACGAGGGGAGCAACAGUUAGGGGGUUUCUGUUCUCUUAGCACAACCUAAAAUACGUUUGGAUUUGGAUUUAUCAACUCCCAAAAUUUCCCUUAGAAUUUAUUGUACCAUGAUAUGUUGUCAACAACAACAUGUAUACUGCCCAAUCUGAGAGCCAGCUGUCUUUUAUCUUAAUACAUUUUUAUUAUUAUGCCUGAGAUAAAGUAAUGAUCAAUUGGUUAAAUAAAUUACUUGUAUCACUCUAAUGGCCAAAUAUGGGGAAAUUUGCUGAAUGACUACGGCAUUAAAGAAAAUGAUGGUUCUGAUUUCAUUUUUUGUUUUGUUCAAGAGAUGUAUAAACCUGCUGUGGGAUUAACAUGACCAAUAUACUGUAGCUGGGUUUCUUAUGUUUAUGUUUCUGCUUCAAAGGAUCAAAAAGAAAAUUUUUUGCUCCCAGAGUUACAUAAAUGCAUGGUCUAUUAUCAGAGGCUGUAUUUAUUGAAGACCUUGAUGGGUCAAUGGUAAGCUGACGUGAAAUUUCUUUUGCUAGAAGUAGAGUUGAGGUGUAAUUAGAUCUGAGAGGAGCAAAGGAAUAACCCCUAGCGUGGAAAAAAAUGAGGCACUUUUUCGGUCCUCAGUUUACAUCAAAGUCCUCACUUUACCAGUUAAAUGAGCAAAAAAUGUUCUCACUCAGUUACAAGUACAAGAACACACACAAUCAAAUCCACUAUAUUCAGCACUGUAUAAAGAAAAAACACAUAAGCCGAAGUUAAACUAUAAAGUUAUUUUAUGAACAUUCAGCUUAUUUCUGGGAGUGAGGCGUGUGUUAAAAAUGUAUGUUUCGUUAUUUUUUUCUAAGUGCCUUUCAUUUGUCUAUAAGUGGUGCUUUAUGAGUCAUUAGAAACAGUUUAGUUCUUUUACCUUUUUUGACAAACCCAACAUAUACAUUGUUUACUGGGGGAUCCUGUCAUAUCCACAGCACUUCAAAAUCAUCGUUGAAUAUUUAAUUCUGCAGGGAUUCCGGCUGCCCGUUCAAUCACUUCCUCUGUCCAUGCCCUCUGGGAACAAGUUUUUAUCAUCACACCACAGCACCAUCGGGUCAUUCAGCCUCCAAGUGUCCCUGAGCUAGAGGAAGUCACUUAGCUUUGGUAAUAAGCUUUUCCUGAAGUUUUCUCUUUGAUGUGUAACAGCUGUCAGAUGCAAUCAGACAGCUGCAAAACACAGAACAAAACUAUGCUUCAUGUUUUCCACAAAGAACUAAAUGAGCUGUUGCUCCCUCCCUCCGUCUUUAAGGGGCCAAAACCAUCUUUUCCUGACUGGGUUUCACUGCAUAGUCUUGCCAGGUUGCGAUGCUGCUGUGGGACAGCGAAGGGAGAGAAGAAACGAUUGUACAUUUCAACUAAAGAGCAGGGAAAAUAGCUUCUGUAUUUGUAAUUUGUACAAGUAAAUGGCUUUUUCUGGUAAUUCAAACAUAAUGUACAAUAAACCCACUGGUAAUAAACUACAAAUUGUGAUAUUUAA
Messenger RNA from Fundulus heteroclitus (mummichog), 2988 nucleotides. RefSeq names its product latent-transforming growth factor beta-binding protein 1-like. Lineage: Eukaryota; Metazoa; Chordata; Actinopteri; Cyprinodontiformes; Fundulidae. The record is from RefSeq and is a predicted model, not a curated record. The transcript is spliced from 9 exons. Gene Ontology annotation, molecular function: calcium ion binding. The coding region runs from base 71 to 1339 and encodes 422 amino acids.